AAGCAACCGGCCGCAGGCGGCGGGGCCAUGGACCUGGUGGUUACGGAGGAGCUGGCCCGCGCCGAGAGCCAGCAGGAUGCUGCCUCCCUGAAGAGGGCCUAUGAGUUGAUUAAGUCAGCCAACCUGGCGAAAUCGGAGUUUGACCCGACAGAAAGCUUCAGCCCCGACCUGUUCGUUCUGUGUGCGGAACAGGCCCUGAAGAUGGGGCAACCAGAGGUGAGCGAGGACUGCAUCAAGAUGUACUUCAAGGUGAAGGGGCCAGUCACGCAGUUUCUGGGUCGAGCGCACCUGUGCAGGGCCCAGCUGUGUGCCCCCAAGUCCACCGAAAACCUGGAGGAAUUUGAAAAUUGUGUGACUCAGUAUAUGAAGGUGAUCAACUUUGCCAAAGGAGAACCGAGGUACUACUUCCUGCUGUACAACGCCUCAGUCCUCUACUGGCAGACGGUGAGGCCGCUUCUCAAGCCUGGAUAUCAUCACCAUCUGAUCUCCAGCCUCUCCCAGAUUGUGAAUGUGCUGAAUCAAACUGAGGAAGAGGACAAAGCCUGGCGGGCAGAGCUGAUGCUGGAGCUUCUGGAGUGUUAUCUGCAGGCUGGAAAAAAGGAGGAGGCCGCUAAGUUUUGCGCCACUGCAGCACCGUUCAUAAAAGCUAACGUGCCACAGAAAUAUCGACAAAUAUUUUCUGUUAUGGUGCGACAUGAAUUAAUGGACGAGCUUCAAUUAAAAGAAGAAAAGAAAACUUCCCUUAGCCUCUCUGUCACUUUCCACAUUAAUAUGCUAAAAGCAAAAUUGGAUAAAAAUGAUAUACCUGAAGACGUCAACAAAAUUCUGAAGAAGACCUAUAAACAUUUAGGUUAUUACAAUCACCAGCACUUCCCUUCAAUCAGAGAAGAAAAAAUUCUUUUGCUGUUUGAAUUAGCUCAUCUGUCUUUGAUCUUGAAAUGCGAGGAGGUCUCCUCUGGCUGCCUCUCAGACUUGAAGAAAAUUGACAGCAAAGAUCCUGGGAAGCUGAUUGAAAUUGAAUGCCUGGAGUAUGAAUUAGAAGCUUUAAGACUUGAAAAUAAAAUUAAAAUCUAUAUCCGAGCGGCUGUUGAGACCCAGCUGAAUAUAAUACGGAGACUUGACAUUACGCUCCAGCGAGCCAUCCGCCUGGGCGACCCCCGGGUCAUCCAGGUGGUGUGCACCACGCAGUGGAACACAUGUCUGCCUCUGCUGCAGCACAACCUGAGGCACCACCUGCGGAAGCCGCUGACCAGCAUCGUGGAGGUCCUGGAGAAGGUGGACAGCCUCAUGGUCCUGCUCCGCUGCCAGGCGCACAUGGAGAUGGCGUGCAUCGAGGAGGAUGAGGACCGGCUGGAGCCCGCCAUGGAGCACCUGCAGAAGGCCAUGCGCCUGGACAGCCUGGGCCUCUACCAGGACAAGCUCUGGAGGGCCGUCAACCGGCUGCGCCUGUGUACCAUGCUGUACCAGUCCCCCACGCGCCCCGAGGAUAAGGCCACCAUGGCCAUCGAGCAGGCAAAGAAAGCUAUCCCAAAAGACAGUGUCAGGGAGAAGCGGGCUCUGCUGGUGAACGCGGGCCUGGCCCUCGCCCCCGACACCUUCCGGAUUGUGCUCGACAGUGAGAACGAGGCCAGAGUUUCCACCGGGAAGAACAGGGGCCGGUUCACCUACCUCUGCGCGAAGGCGCGGCACCACAUCAUCAGCGUGGACAAGGCCACCGGGCACCUCCGGCGUCUGGGGAAUGAGAAUGACAAGGAGCGAAUUCAGAUUUGGGCAGAGCUUGCCAAAGUUGCCCGGAAGCAAGGUGUGUGGGACGUGUGCCGGGCAGCAAGCCGCUUCUGUCUCCUGUACGACAAUGUCAAGGUGAAGAAGCCUGCGAGGUGGAAGAGAGGAAAGAAGAAGAAGGGCGGAGCAAGCUCCGUGCAGGACGCCUGGGGCCAGUCAGACGCCACCCUGCAGAGGCAGGUGUCCCCCAGCCUGUUGCGGAAGUUCGCCGAGGUGGGGUUCAUCAAUGCUGAGGCCACUGUCCACUUGCUGCGGUCAGAAGGUGUAGAGCUAAAUGACUGUCCCAGGCCCCCUGAGGACUUGAGCCAGCACCCAGCCGGCUACACGCUCGAGUCUGCAGAGGACAACGCAGAGUGGAUCAUGUACCGGAACUGGAUAGAGGGUCUGUCGCACUACGCCAUGAGCAACUGGCUGCGGUCUGCUGAGAUCGGACAGGAGAUACAGGAGGCCUGGAUCGUGCAGAACGCCGUGGUCUACGUCCUGAAUCACAACCACCAUCUCCUCGUGGCCGGGCGGCAGAAAGAGCUUGUGGAUACCUUGUGUCACCUCCUGAGCAUCGUCAAGGCCACAGGCCACAGCGGAGACCCCGUGAUGCUCGCGAUGCUCUGCAAUGCUUUGGCUCGAGGCUUGAUUAUCAGCUGGAUUCCAACCCAGACACCAGAAAAAUCUAGAAGACUUGUGCGACCAAACCUGCUUCAUGGGCCACCAGACUCAGGAGCCAGCUCUGCAGUGAGGACUGCAGUGGAGGUCUGCGAGUUUGCGCUGAGCCUGACCAACGGGACGGUGCCCCAAGAGGUGGUGCCCACCAAUGCCCGACAGCAGCUCAUCGCCACCUGGGUGAAGGGCAAGCAGCUGCUGCAGCAGCAGAUUGGGCCGCGGCUGGGCCCGGAUGAGCAGAGUAACAGUGAGGAGAUCAACUCGGUGACCAGAGUUCUUGUCGCUCUGGAGAUGUACUCCUGCAACGGGCUGGGCCUCAUGGACUUCAACGUGCCCCCCUUGGCUCAGGUGGUGAAGAUGGCGUCCGAGUGCAACUGGUCAGACCCCCUGGUGGAGCUGCAGACCCUGACGCGCCUGACCCACUUUGCCUUCGCGGCCCACGACCACAAGACCACCAUGGCGUGCUCGCAGAAGGCUCUCCAGAUGGGCAUUAGGUACCUGCGGAUAUUUGGCCCGGAGGAGGCUCGGCUGGCGGCGGAGAUGCUGAGCACCGUGGCCUGCACGCAGGGCAGGAGCGUCCUGGAGAGCCUGAGGGGGAGGAAGCGGCUGCGCCUGCCGGCUACCAGGGCCUUCCUGGAGAGCAUGAGGUUUGGGGGCAUCGCGGGGAGCAGUGCCCUGGUGAUGCUGGCCGCCCGGCACUACUGGAACGCCUGGCUCCCGCUGCUGUCCUCUGCGGGCAACAGGAAGAAAUGCAGGAGUGCCUUACGGAGGAUCAUCAGCAUCAUCAACAAGACGGAAGCGAGAAAGCAGGAAAAGGGGAAAAUGCUGCUUCUGCACCAGUGGCCUACAGCGGACUUCCAGAGUGGAGGGACCACUGAAGGUUGUUUUCUCCCAGGGGCCGAGGAUGACCUGACGCUGCGCGCAGCACUCUACGGCCUGCUCUUCCACUGCCAUGCUGACCACGCCGACUGGGAGGGCGGCCUCAAGGUGCUGGACGAGGCUGUGCAGGUGCUGCCGCGGACGGCACACCGCCUUUUGAUUUUCAAGCACAUGGUCAUUGUGAAGGCCAAGCUUGGCCAGAAUUUUACGAUGGAGAUACAGAAAUUCAAGGACGAGAGUGAAGAUUAUGUGGCACACAUGUGGCACCGCCUGGCCUUGAACUCCAAGAACGUCUUCGGAGAGCUGACCUGCUAUCAUAAUGCAAUUCAUGUCUUACAGAAGCCCGAGAGUGAGUGGCAGAAAGUUGACUAUAUCAUGGAAUUCAGUGAGUGGCUGUAUUACAAACAGUUUCCUAUCGACGACGUGAUCUUCCACCUGAAGUGGGCGAUCGACAUCCUGCUGAUGAUGAAACCUGCCAGGGACACACCUGAGCCGGCUGAGGAGCAUGCACCCCCCGAGGCAGCCCCAGAGAGCCCACUGUCCGAGGACAUGGGGACAGCCUCCUUGGAAAGGCUGCACAGCGUGCGGCAGUUGGAAUCACUGGCCCGUGCCCACAUCCUGCUGGCCCUGAUGGUGUCCCAGAGCGCCACCAGCUACCAGGACUACUGCCUCAUGGCCUACGCCUUCCUCAGGCGCAUCUGGCAGGCAGACCUGGGCCCUGGGGUGCGGGGCGGGGCGGGCAGCUCUCAGGGCAUGAGAAACAGCUUCUGCAUCACGUGGGGCCCUGUACCGCACAUCAGACCUUUCACCCUGAAGUCCCUGCGUGUCCACGUGGCUGUGCGCACUGCAGCCCGUCUGACAGUGGUCCUGUCUGCACAGCCCCCGGAGCUGGGACUCACACCUGGGCUCCGGCUCGAAGUCCUCCUGAGCACGGGAUGUGUGGGUGGGGAGGGCCGCAAGCCUGGGGCACCCCCAGGUAGACUCUGGCUGUGCGAGGGGCAGAAAGCGUCCGUUUGCACUCUCUUGGAAGCGAUGUCAGAGCGUGGUUUGGAGGUAGAACUGGACGUGGUUCUGGUGUGGCUGCAGCCAGGCUGGGAUGGUAGGGCGGCGGCCCUGGGCCACGGGGCUACGGGGAGAGCGCAGAUCUGCACUGCACAUGGUCUCCAGAGGCGCUGCCUUCUCAAGGCUCACGACCUGUCUACUCAGCUGUGCCACCUGGGCUGUCAAACCCCAGUUCCUAGGAAACAACCUGAAGAUUUACCAGCAAGCAUAGAAGAAUGGGCUUCCUAUUCUUGCCCUGAAGAAGUGAUAUCUGUAUUUAAACAAGAUAAAAGCGACUUUACAAUUAACACAUCAAGUAUCCAGAAACCGACGUACAGUUUAUAUUAUCUGGACCACUUGGUCAAGGCCCUGCAGAAGAUGUCCCUUUAUGAGCUCACAAUCCCAGUCCUACAGUUGGGAGUACUAAUUGCAGCCUCUGUGGUAGAAAGCAAGAGCCUCCAAGAUCUCUACCACCUUCGACUUGCCCUGGUUUGUUCCGAGUUGAAGCUGCGAGAAGCAGCCGCUUACCAUGAAGAAGUGGUCGGGCAGACGUACCUCGGAGAAACGGAGCAGGCCAGCUGCAGAAAAGAAAUUUCCUUGAGAAAGGAGAAAAAUAAGGAAUCGCUAUUAGAAGAGAGUCUGCCAGCACUGAAUGAGCCCGUAACUCCAGUCCAGCAAGGGGAGAUGAAGCCCCUCAUAGCAAAGGAUAAGAUUUUGAAGAUAAACGGAGAGGCCGGUAGAGGCCUGGAAGGAACAUCCUUUCCCCAGUUGUGGACCCUCAAAGCGGAGGUUCUCCUUGAGAUGGACCUGUACCAGCCUGCGAGACUGCUCCUGUCGGAGGCGUACCUGGCCUUCCAGGAGCUUGAGGAUCCUUGUGCAGAAUCAAGAUGCCUGCACCUUCUAGCACAGUUGGCAAACAAGGAGAAGAACUACGGACAAGCUAGGAAGAUGAUUGAGAAGGCUCAGCUCCUGGGAGGAAGUGAGGAGUUUUGGUACAGUUCAACCCUGACUCUGGCAGAUACACUCUUGUCCGUGGAAAGUGAAGGAAGAGAAGUGGUGGUCUGCCAACUGUUUCAAAAACUCAUAGGUGCCUUCAAGGUUCUCAAGAAAGAAAGACCUAACCGAACACCUAUAUUGGAAUUUAUGACCACAGACCUAGAAGCCAGGUGUGUGAGCCUCCGCGUGAAGGCCGCCCAGGAGCCAGUGGAGGGCGAACCUUCUGAGCACUUGCUUCUGCUGGACAGAAUGGAUGCCUGCUUGUUGGAAAUUGAGAAGAAGUUUAUCAGCUGUGGCUACCAGGAGAACUGUGUGGAUGUAAAGCUGGAGCGCGCAAAGAUGAAGAGGUGUGUGGCCUUGCUGCGGUUGUGUGCCGAAAAUGAGAAAGAUGAAGAGCGGAAGACGGCGUAUUACUUGGCAGCGUACGGCUUGGUCCAGAGAGCCGUGGCUGAAGAAGAAGAGAGAUUUCGCAGGAUUCAGGGCUUACUGUCCCUUCAAGGUGUGCAGAAGGCCAACACCCCGCUGAUGAGGAAGCUGGCGCACCUCAAGCUCAGCCUCGCAGAGGCGUCUCUGGACUCGCUGCGGCUCGCCCAGGAGGGGGCCCUGCAGCGGCAGCUUGAGCAGGGCCCCACGGAUAGGCUGCUGGCCAGCUACCUGCAGAGCACGAGCGACUACACUUCCACCGGCUGGCAAUGGUUCACGCUGAAGCGGACCCUGGCCCAUAUUGCGCUGGCGCAGCUGGGGAGCCUGCCGCCGCUGUGUGUCGGCUGCGUGGAGAUCCGCGCCCGGCUCCUGGGCCUGGCCGGGAAGGCUCUCCACCUGCUGGCCGUGCACACAGACCCCGUACGCCCCGCCCUCUACUGGGAGGAGAGCCUCUCGGCGGGUGCGGAGCUGAGCAAGGGUCUGGAGAUAAUCCAGGAGGAUGGAGACAGCGAGGAGCACUCCAGCGACCUGCCGGCCUUCAGGGCGGCCCCAGAGGAGCACAGCAGGAAAGGCUCGGAUCUGAAGAGGAGGAUGGCGCUGGCCCGGCGGUACCUGGCCCAGGCAUCCGAGGUGCUGCUGCAGUGCCUACAGGUGGCCCUGGGCAGCAGCCUCCUGGACGUCGCGGCAGCCGCCAGCCUGGAGAUGGUGGAGUGCAUUGGCGCUCUGGACCCGGCGGCCACCUGCCAGUUCCUGGCCUUGUCUCAGAGCUGCGCAGCCUCGGCGAUGAUGCGCGACGUUCUGCUCACGGCCACGGCCAACACCAGCAGCUCGCAGCUGGCGGCCCUGCUGCAGCUGGAGCACAGGCUGAGGCGCCAGGAGAGGACCUCCACCAGCCUGUUCGCCAGCGUGGAGCAGAGGCUGGCUGCCGUUUCCAAGGCUUGGCAAAAUCUCUGCGUCACUGAGCAACACUUUAACCUCUUGAACGAAAUUCCUCCUGCUGUUCGGAUCCUCCUUCUGCACCACUCACGAGACAGGACCCAUCUGUACGGCGCUGCCUAUGAGAGACCCAAGGUCAUCCCUGCAGCCAAAGGGAAGGUGCUCCAAGUGGGGGGCUCCUGCAAGGUGGCUCGGGUGGCCGUGAGCCCGGCCACCUUCUCCUGCCUAUUGGCCAGCGCCCAGCAGUUCCGGGAACAGGCCCAGGCCGAAGUGUACAGUGAGGACGUGGCCCUGAGCCCAGGCUUGGAACCCGGUGGGGCUGGGGUACAGGAAGCAGAAAGGGAGGGGUGCCUUCUGCAGAGACUCAGUGAUGUCCUGGAGACCAUGGAGGAGUACCUGAGACCGCUGCUCUCACUGCUCAGCUGCCCUGAAGCCAGAACACAGGUCCCCACAAUCGUCGCAGAUCUGGGGAAAUUGAAGAGCAAAGACAAAGAAAGGAAGCCAUCCCUGCCCCAGGUUCAGCCCGAGGCUGCAGACAUCGUCCUCAUUGUGGACAGGGAUCUUCUGGAGCUGCCGCUGGAAGGUCUCUCUGUGCUCAAUGAAGGGAUGGUCUCCUCUGUGUCACGAGAAUUUUCUCUCCAAAUGCUAUGCAAUCGCCUCCAGGAAGAGGAGACAGAAGGGAACGUGAAAAAGAAGGAAGGCAGAGGCAAAGAGCUGAAGAAGAGAAGUCCAGGAAAGAAGGGCGGGAAGGGCAGCAUGCCCCGGCUCAUCCCCCCUGACUGCCUCGUAGUCGACUCAGACAACUUCACGUUCAUCGUGGACCCCUACGAGGAGGCCCAGGGCAUAGGAACGCUGACUCCUGUCUCCGUAACCCGGGAAAUUUUGGAAAGAUACCGAGACACAUUCACUGCGAAAUGGAAGGGACACCUGGGAAACACACACUUCCCAAGCCAGGCCGAGUGGGAGCAGCUCCUGGGCGGCUGCAGCGGUUUCUUCUUCUACGGGAUGGAGCACGUCCUGUCGCACGUGUUAGUGGAAAGGCUGGCCGCCAUGAACCUAGAAGAGUGCCAGAUGAUGGUCCUGCUGGACCUGACUCGGUCCUACGAGAGCAUGCGGCGGCAGACGGAGGUCUCGGAGAACAAGAGUGCCCUCCAGCUGUCCUUGGAGGAGCCCAUCAAGACCGCCAUCCUUCUGAGUCUGGUGGGGGUCAGGAGCAUCCUGGCGAACCAGUGGCCGACGCUCUUGCAGGACAACGCGCUUCGGGCCAGCGUCUUGUGGGAAAAUCUGUUGACAGUUGGCAGGCCGGUCGGGAGAGCCGUCCGUCUCCUGCAGACGAUGGGAGCCAGUGAAAUGGUUCACCACGGAGCGUCUCCCUGUCACCCUCAACCUGGUCCUCUACGGGCUGCCGCACCUGGCCAUCGGCUGAUGGUGGCCUGGGCCCGCCUCCCCACAGCCCUGCUCCCACUUCACCGCCCUGGACCCACCGCGUCCCCACCUACGGGCGUUCCUCCCCGUUCCUCCUCAGGAUCUCCAGCCCUGGCCGCAGCCCGACCCCUCCUCCAGGGCCUCCUGCUGGGCUGCACUGCCCAGGCCAACCCCCCCACCAAGUUCCGCACAGGGCGGCACCUGCCUCCAUGUCCUCCCGGGGGUCUGGCCUGCUCUGUGGCUCCCUCCUCAAGAUCUCCUCCCACCCAGUGCCCACAGGGCCCUCAAGGAGGGGGAGAAUAUCUCUGGGGGCUCGAUGGGGCAGGUGGGGGUGAGGAAUGCAUCCGGGGCCAACCCCACAGCGGCCGAGACCACCAGAACCCUCCCCUGCUCUGUGUGCUCCCUGUGGUCUUAGUCAUCGGGAAGCCGCGUCCAUCCCACAAGGCUUCAGCAGCAGGUGGGCCUCUGGAGACAGUUCUGGCUGACAGCAAACACUUUUCCCUGAGGAUGAGACUCCUGAUCCCCGAGGGGACGGCCCGCUCAGAGUGA
Ceratotherium simum simum (southern white rhinoceros) is the source of this 8688-nucleotide messenger RNA. The record is from RefSeq and is a predicted model, not a curated record. Lineage: Eukaryota; Metazoa; Chordata; Mammalia; Perissodactyla; Rhinocerotidae.